UCGGCCGCCCACUCGCAGAUAGGCUGGAUGAAUGUUAAUUUGUGUGUCAUCUUCAUUGACGACUCAGCACAAUGCUGAGAUCGCGGACGCGCAGUGAGCCGAGCGGAGCUAUGAAAUGAAAUGAAAUGCUCCCAGCCGCGAGGAGGACACAAAUGGACAGCCUGGUUCAGCCGCUCGUCGCCCAGUAUCUCGCCAUGGGAUGUCAGGCAAAAGAAAACAACCGAAAUGAAAAUGUAACAGGAAAAGAAAAGGACAAGGAGGAGCCGCGAGUGACUCCGGGAUGCGGCUCCAGGUCUAGAGUCUCUCCUCCUGGCCGUCCUCAGAGGUUCCACAGGCCUGGCCCGGCCCAGACGACCCAGGGCAAGGCCAUGACGCCCCUGGGACACUUAACCAAGGGGGGCAGCUGGGAGGAGCUCAUCCAGGCCUGCCUGCAGACCUUCGACUCCAAUGGCAGUGUAUGUGGGAGCAGCCACCUGUUGAACAUCACCCUGACCAUGCACCGUCUCCUCAUAUCCUCCAGUGAUCUCCUGGAUAAACUCACCGCUCUAUUUAAAACAGCAGUGGAUAAUGAGCAGCCUGCAGAGUGCCAGAGGAUAUGCUACUUCAUCAGGUACUGGAUCCAGGAGUUCUGGGUGAUGUUCCGGUUGCACCACAGCCUGACGGACAGCCUGGACCAGUUUCGAGAGCUGAUCAGAGACCAGGGGCAGGAGUGCCUCAUUUCUCUCCUAGAGACCAGAUGGAUAAAUGAGCGGGACUGGUCGUGGAAGGCAAGCCAGAAGAUCAAGGCUAAUUACAGUAAAAAGAGGAAAGUCUCUCUUCUGUUUGAUCACCUGGAGCCCAUUGAGUUGGCUGAGCAUCUCACCUAUUUGGAGUUCAAGUCCUUCUGUAGGAUAUCAUUUGUAGACUAUCAGAGCUACAUCCGCAGUUGCUGCAUGAAGGACAUCCCCAUGAUGGAGCGUUCCAUUGCCUUGUGUAACGGCAUCUCCCAGUGGGUGCAGCUGAUGGUGCUGAGCAGACCGACGGCUCAGCUGAGAGCUGAGGUCUUUACUAAGUUUAUCCACGUGGCGCAGAGCCUCCAUCUUAUGCACAACUACAACACAUUGAUGGCAGUGGUGGGAGGCCUUUGUCACAGCUCUAUCUCCAGACUAAAGGACACCAGCUCACAUGUACCCAGCGAGGUCACCAAGGUACUGAAUGAGAUGACAGACCUGCUGUCCUCCUGUAGGAACUAUGACAACUACAGACAGGCUUACAGCAGGUGCACAGGGUUUAAGAUCCCCAUCCUGGGAGUGCACCUCAAGGACCUGAUUUCAGUCAAUGAAGCCAUGUCGGACUACGUGGAGGACAACAAGGUGAAUGUCCAGAAGCUCCAGGCGCUCUACAGCCACAUUAACGAGCUGAUCCAGCUACAGCAGAUCCCACCCAGGCUGGACGCUAACAAGGACCUGGUCCAUCUGUUGACGUUGUCCUUGGACCUUUAUUACACAGAGGAUGAGAUCUACGAGCUGUCUUAUGCCAGGGAACCCAAGAACUGUAAAGCACCUCCAGCCACCCCCUCUAGACCUCCAGUGGUUGUGGACUGGGCUUCAGGAGUGGCUCCGAAACCCGACCCCAGAACCAUCAGCAAACAUGUGCAGAGAAUGGUGGAUUCUGUGUUUAAGAACUACGAUCAUGAUGAGAACGGCUUCAUUUCUCACGAUGAUUUUGAGAAAAUUGCUGCAAGUUUUCCCUUCUCCUUCUGUGUCAUGGACAAAGAGAAAGAGGGCCUCAUCAACAGAGAGGAGAUCACAGCCUAUUUCAUGCGAGCCAGUGUCAUAUGCUCCAAGCUGGGUCUGGGCUUCGUCCACAACUUCCAGGAGGCCACUUACAUGAAGCCGACCUUCUGUGACAACUGCUCAGGAUUUUUGUGGGGUGUCAUCAAACAAGGCUAUAGAUGCAAAGACUGUGGGAUGAACUGCCACAAGCUGUGCAAGGACCAGGUGGCAUUUGAGUGCAAGAAGAACACCAAAGGGACCAGUGCCACUGACAGUCCAACACCGAGCUCUACACCCGUCACCACAGGCACCUCAGAGGGUUCAGAGGAUGGCCCUUUCUCUUACCCACCAGAUGAAAACAAAGACUGGAGCCCUGAGUCCCCAGUCGCCUUCCAUGUUAGGCUAGGAAGGCCUCUCAGGGUCCAUAGUGGCACCCAAACAGAAGGACUCCAUCUCCCCUCCUCAGCCCCUGAAUCCAGCCGUGCUCAGCCCUCUCUCCUGGCCCCAGCAGUCACCCCCACCACCCUCACCCCGUGUCCCAGCCCGGUGCCCCAACGCAAACAGAGACACUGUGCCAAAUGGGAAAACAGAGCAUCUAUUGUACAGAAACCCAAGGAACCAGAGGAAGAGAGCAAACCCACCUAUGAAGCUCUGGAACUGGAAAACCAGAAGCUGCAGAAAACCAAUGACACACUACGUAGGAAGCUGAAGGAGACAGAGAGGGAGGUGGAGAUACUAAAGACACUGCUGAAGAGACAUGCCCUCCACACCGUUGAGGAGGACUCCUCCUAGCCUCUAGGGAAGGAUUUGCUGCCCCCAUAUGGCAGCUUGUAUAAACUUACUGGUCAGGAUCACUGCAAACACUUGAUCGGGAUAAUAAGACGCAGGCAACAUGAAUUAUAUUGUAUAAUCAAGCACCAUACAGUGCAUUCAGCCAAUUAGGAUAUUUUAAAGCUCUGAGACACAGCAAGUAAUUAAAGUAAGGUCUACUACAAAAUAACUACAAAAGUAAUUAAGUAAAAAGUUUUGAAAACAGUGACAGUGUAAUUAUUGCCAUCUUGCUGUGUCUUGUAGCUCAAAAAAACAAUGAAAACAGUCUUCAACUUAAACAUUACUGACCCUAUUUAGUUUGCAGGUGGACUAGAGUUUCUCGGGGUUAACAUUACUUAGUUGUGAAUAUAAUGAAUGAACUACAUUGGCUAUCGUUGUUGAGAGUGAAAGAGAUAGCAAACUGCACUUGAUCAGUUCUUGAUCAGUCAAUGUACAAAUACAUAUAUAAAUUAUAUGAUGGAAGUUAAAACACAGUGGAAGUCAGCGGCUACAAUAAUGAAGUUUGCUCAAAAUAAUUUUGUUAGUAUGAGAGGCAGUUAUGAGGUAUGUGAAAGUUAAUGUCAGAGUAAAAAAUAUUCUUGUUUCUUAUUUCUUUCUGGUAUUAUUAUAGUUGUAAUCAUUAUUAUUAUUAGUAGUAAUGUUAUUAACACAAGGGAUUGACAGUAGCUCACUGGUUAGCACACCAGAAAGAAAGAUGUACAUUGAGAUAAGCCUUAGGUGUACAGAACUGUCAUUGCUCUAUAUCACAUCAUUUGUAUCAAUGUACAAGAAGUUUUCAGUGCCUCACUUAAUAUUUAUUGUCUAAAACACUACACAGUCUGUCUUAUAAAAAAAAUCUGAAUGUUUUAUAUGCAGGUACUCUCAUUGACUUAUUUAUGCUUGUGUGUUUUUGCAUUAUGAUGUUACUUUUUUCAUCGUGCUGCCAUGUUACUUCUGUUAUUGUGUUAUCCAUGGUAGCAGUAUCGUACUGUGUAUGACAAUUGGGAAUUCUGUGGGAUUUUCACCAUUACAAGUGUUUUUAAUAUACUGUAAUUACAGUAUAUCCAGAGUGCCGCUAUAUGGCAGUGCCAUCAUAGUUCCUUCAAGGUUCAUCUUCUUUCAGUAUUGUUUUUAUUUUUUGUUAUGAUAAAAAUAUCCCAGUAAAAAAUAUCUAUCUAUCUAUCUAUCUAUCUAUAUAUGUUUAUAUAUUUGCCUGUGUUACCCUAUAUGACCACUAGGGGUCACUAAACACUCAUAAUAGUCCUCUCUGGUAUUUCUGCAGACACUUGCUGUUUUUAUAAUGUGUCUGUGAUUUCAGCUGUGUGCUGCUGAUUUUUAUGUUUUCACAUUCCUGUUCUGUUGUGUAUGUGAGAGGGCCUUCCACUCUAAUUAGAUGUCACUGUGGUUAACAUUAAAGCCAGAUACUUCUGUCUAAUUAGGGGAUUUGAGAAACAUCACAAACAGA
Myripristis murdjan (pinecone soldierfish) is the source of this 4029-nucleotide messenger RNA. RefSeq names its product RAS guanyl-releasing protein 1. Gene Ontology annotation, biological process: Ras protein signal transduction. Lineage: Eukaryota; Metazoa; Chordata; Actinopteri; Holocentriformes; Holocentridae. The transcript has 17 exons. Gene Ontology annotation, cellular component: plasma membrane. Gene Ontology annotation, molecular function: guanyl-nucleotide exchange factor activity; calcium ion binding. The coding region runs from base 126 to 2546 and encodes 806 amino acids. The record is from RefSeq and is a predicted model, not a curated record.